This is a messenger RNA of Mizuhopecten yessoensis (Yesso scallop), 2454 nucleotides long. RefSeq names its product angiotensin-converting enzyme-like. Gene Ontology annotation, cellular component: plasma membrane. NCBI's taxonomy places the organism in Eukaryota, Metazoa, Mollusca, Bivalvia, Pectinida, Pectinidae. The transcript is spliced from 16 exons. The record is from RefSeq and is a predicted model, not a curated record. Gene Ontology annotation, biological process: proteolysis. Bases 1 to 2454 code for a protein of 817 amino acids. Gene Ontology annotation, molecular function: peptidyl-dipeptidase activity; metallopeptidase activity.
AUGAUAUCAAAAUUGGAUUACUGGUUUAUAUCAACUGUUUGUGGCAACGUCACUAAACACCAAAGUGAUAUUGGUGACAAAAUUACAGACGAGGAGGCUGCACGUGCAUGGCUCGAUCAAUACAAUCGGGAUGCCACGGACAUUUUCUAUGAGAGUUCAGUCAUCAGCUGGAACUACAGCACAAAUAUAACAGUAUAUAACCAGAAACUAACGUUGGAAAACUAUUUAGAGGUAUCCAAAUUCCAGAAAAACAUGUCUGAAGAAGCCAACACAUUUGCCUGGAGAAACUUCACCGACAGUUCUUUACGAAGACAGUUCCGACUCAUCACGAAUAUUGGGCUCAGUGCUUGCAGGGACGAGGACCUAUUGAAACAGAUCAUUAAGAUACAGUCUGACAUGGAGAAAACUUACAGCACAGGAAAAGUCUGCUACAAGUCUACAGAAAACUGCUUGGCACUUGAACCCGAUUUAACACGCCUGCUUGCAAAUUCUAAAGAUUAUAACGAGCUGCUGCAGGCAUGGAAAGGCUGGCGGGAUGUCACUGGGAAGAAGAUGAGGGAAGAAUACGAACAGUUCGUCAACCUCAGCAACCAUGCUAUUAGGUCAAUAGGGGACUUCGACAACUAUGCGGAGUAUUGGCUGUCUUUAUAUGACUCCGCGGGCUUCGAGGAGGAAGUUAUCGCCAUUAUGGAGCAACUGAAACCUUUAUACCUGGAGCUACAUACCUACGUCCGUGAAAAACUCCAGGAAAUAUAUCCUAGCCACAUGUUCCCGGCUACAGGACACAUACCUGCUCACUUGCUCGGUGAUAUGUGGGGACAGAGUUGGGAUAACCUGUUUGACAUCAUGCAGCCCUUCAAGAACAAGACCAGAUUCGACGUCACUGAAGCAAUGGUCUCUCAGAAUUAUACAGUGGAAAAGAUGUACACAAUUACUGAGGAAUUCUUCACUUCAUUAGGACUGCCAAAAUUACGGGAUAGCUUUUGGAAAAACUCCAUGCUGGAGCGACCAAAUAACCGAGAAGUUAGUUGCCACGGCUCUGCAUGGGAUUUCCUAAAAAAUUAUGAUUACAGGAUAAAGAUGUGUACUGACAUCACCAUGGUAGAUCUGUACACGGUACACCACGAGAUGGGCCACAUCUACUAUCAGAUGGCCUAUGAGAACCUGUCCAUGCCAUUCCGGGAUGGAGCCAACCCAGCUUUCCACGAAGCUAUUGGAGACACAAUAGCCUUAUCAGUGGUCACCCCUACUCAUCUACACAAGAUUGGACUACUCGACACCGUUGAAAAUGAUCAAGAAAGUGACAUCAACUUCCUGAUGAACAUUGCAUUAGAUAAGUUGGCGUUCCUUCCCUUCAGCUUCACGUUAGAUAGUUGGAGGUGGGGUGUUUUCAGAGGAGACACUCUUCCACAGCACUACAACUCUAAAUGGUGGGAGUUACGGUGUAAAUAUCAGGGUGUUUCUCCACCUGUCGAAAGGACAGCGGAGGACUUUGACCCGGGAUCUAAAUAUCAUGUACCUUUCCAAGUAUCUUAUAUAAGGUAUUUCGUGGCAUUCAUACUGCAGUUCCAGUUCCAGAAAUCUUUGUGCGAUGUCGCUGGGCACAAGGGUCCGCUUUAUCUCUGUGAUAUAUACAACUCAACUGCUGCAGGUGACAAACUCAGAGAAUUACUCAGUCUUGGGUCGUCCAAGUCAUGGCCAGAUGCCUUGGAAAUCAUGACAGGACAAAGAAAUAUGGACGCAAGAGCCUUUAUUGAAUACUUUCAACCUUUGACUGAUUGGCUGAAAAUCCAGAACAAAAAUAAACGGUCGGGAUGGACGGAGUUGUCGUGCCCUUCAUCGACAACAGGAUUAAUUGACAGUGAGGAAGCAGGAUGGGAAUGGAUCGAGCAGAAUGAUAAAUUGUUUACCGAUAUCUUCUCCGAAAUGGCAAAUGCUGAAUGGCAGUAUGCUACCAAUAUCACCGAUCAUAACAGAAAAAUAAAGGUAGACACCACUUUGAAAUUUGCAGAAUAUGAACAGGUAGCUGUUCAGAAAGCAAGUAUGUUCGAUUGGACAAGCUUUCAAAACAAGACCCUGCGAAGACUGUUUAAAAAACUUAAUACCACCAUUGGUAUUAACUCUCUUGAAGGCAAAGACAAACUUGAACAGUCUUUCGCUUCUCCGGAUUCUGAGACCAUCGACAUUGUCACUAACUUCUGGGGGUACAGUUUAGUGAUCGGUCUGUUUAUCACUCCAAUUUUUGUUCCUGAUGACUGCUGCUCGGACUUGUCCAUCUCGGCCUUCCAUGAGUUCCUCCACGACGGCGAGCUUCCAGCCUACCCGUUUAAAAUCCCCGUGGACUUGCACAAUAUCUCCGACCGUUAUUUUACAGUCAUUAUUUCCAGAUAUACGAUGGAACUCUCUAAGCGACGUCAAUUACUCAGUUUUCCAUUGUAUUCAAAAGUUGUUUAG